Hyphopichia burtonii NRRL Y-1933 is the source of this 1159-nucleotide messenger RNA. RefSeq names its product Arc40p (gene ARC40). The record is from RefSeq and is a predicted model, not a curated record. Gene Ontology annotation, biological process: Arp2/3 complex-mediated actin nucleation. Lineage: Eukaryota; Fungi; Ascomycota; Pichiomycetes; Serinales; Debaryomycetaceae. Gene Ontology annotation, cellular component: actin cytoskeleton; Arp2/3 protein complex. The transcript has a single exon. Bases 1 to 1140 code for a protein of 379 amino acids. Gene Ontology annotation, molecular function: actin filament binding.
AUGUCUUCUCCAAUCGUCUACCAAUUAGGCCACGAGCCUUUGAAAGAUCAUUGUUUUUCGCCAAACCGUGAUAUCUUAGCAAUCACCAAAAACAGCACCGUUGAAAUUUAUAAAACCGGAACCGCCAAACCCCAAUUGAUUGCAGUUUUAAAAGAACACGAUAAAACGGUUACUUCUGUUGAUAUUUCUCCAGAUGGAUCUAAAAUCCUUACUUGUUCUCAAGAUCGUAAUGCGUUAGUCUGGGAAUGGAAUCAACAAGUCCAAGAAUAUAAACCAACUUUGGUAUUAUUGAGAAUUAGCCGUGCUGCUACUUUCUGUAGAUGGUCACCAUUGGGUAAUAAAUUUGCUGUUGGAUCGAGUGAUCGUAUCAUUGCAGUUUGUUACUAUGAAGAAGAAAAUGAUUGGUGGGUUUCAAAACAUUUAAAGAAACCUUUAAAAUCAACAAUUACUAGUUUGAGUUGGCACCCAAAUAAUGUAUUAUUAGCAAGUGGUUCAACCGACGGUCAUGUUCGUGUGUUCUCUGCUUACAUUAAAGGAUUAGAUUCGAAACCAGAACCUUCCGUUUGGGGUUCUAAAUUACCGUUCCAAACUUUAGUUGGUGAUUUCACUAAUGAAACCGGUGCUUGGAUUCAUGAUGUUGAUUUUAGUGAUGACGGUAAUUCGUUAGCUUAUGUUAGCCAUGAUUCUUCUAUUGGUAUUGUUUACCCUGAAGGUGAGGGUUUGGCACCAAGAGCAAUUAUUAAUGUCAAGACUAAUUAUUUACCAUUUAAAUCUUUAGUUUAUUUGAAUAACAAUACUAUUGUUGCUGGUGGUCAUAAUUGUAACUUGAUUGUCUUUCAAGGUAACGAAAAUGGUUGGAAAGAAGCUUAUCACGUUGAAAAACAAAAAGAUUUAAUUAAAGACGUUCCAAUCCCUGGUGGUGAAGAAGAAGAUGAAGAAGAAAUCUCUUCUCAUGAUGCUUUAAACAUGUUUAAACAAAUGGAUUUGAAAGGCCGUGUAAAUAAACCUGGUAAAGCCACUGGUUCUGGUAAAGUUUUAUCAACUAUUCAUCAAAAUACCAUUGCUAACGUAAGAUUAUACCAUGGUAAUCAAGUUAGUACCGCUGGUAUUGAUGGUAAAGUUGUGAUCUUCUCUAUUUAAACUUGAUAAAUACAUCUAC